AUGACUGACUGCAAACCUUGCACCACGCCAGUUGAUACUCAGCCUAAGAUGUCUGGUACCGACGGGUCUCCUAUCAAUGAUCCGACUCACUAUCGCAGCUUGGCAGGCGCUUUGCAGUAUCUGACUUUCACUCGCCCGGACAUCUCCUAUGCUGUUCAGCAAGUAUGCCUAUAUAUGCAUGAUCCUCGGGAGCAUCAUCUCGCUACUGUCAAGCGCAUUUUGCGCUACCUUCACGGGACCGUCGACCACGGCCUUCUUCUCCGCCGCUCCGCACCUGACGAGCUCGUUGUCUACUCCGACGCCGACUGGGCCGACUGCCCUGAUACACGCAAGUCCACUUUGGGCUACGCUGUCUUCUUGGGGGCCAACCUAGUCUCGUGGUCGUCGAAGCGGCAGCAGACCGUCUCUCGGUCCAGCGCGGAGGCCGAGUACCGCGCUGUGGUCAAUGGCGUCGUUGAGGCCACCUAG
Phragmites australis (common reed) is the source of this 468-nucleotide messenger RNA. RefSeq lists its product as uncharacterized. Lineage: Eukaryota; Viridiplantae; Streptophyta; Magnoliopsida; Poales; Poaceae. Bases 1 to 468 code for a protein of 155 amino acids. The record is from RefSeq and is a predicted model, not a curated record. The transcript has a single exon.